GAAUAUUGUAGAAUUUAGGGAUAAAAAAAGAAGAAAAAAAAAAGAAAAAGAAAACAAGAGGCGGGUGGCAACAACCUAUAAUCUUUCUUCCUCAUCCUUUAACCUUAUACCUUACUUCAACCUCCGAUUCCCAAAUUCCCGAUUUUAUCGUAUUAGGGUUUUUUGAAUUCAAAAUUUUUCCCUUUUUUUCUUCGAUCAUCACUGCGAUAUCUUCAAAUUUCAUGCUCUGAGAUACACACGCGGUUGCAAUUGCUCCCUUUUAACGUUUAGGUGAAACUCGAGAAAGUUUGGAAAUCACAUAUAAUCUUCAAGGGACUUCUCAUAUAAGGCUUUGCAAUGUUGAAUUCACAAGAAAUUAUGAAAUUCAAAUCUUACCAGAAUCAGGCAAAUUUAUUCGUGAAGGAAUAUCUGUUAGCAGAUCCUCUGAUUCCUUAUACAUCCAUUAUUGGUGGCAUUUUUGCUUGCAAGAUGGUUUAUGAUCUUACUCAGCUUUUUAGCACUGUUUACUUUAAGACCUAUUCCAGCCUCACUAAAAUCCAGCGCAUCGAGUGGAAUAACCGUUCUAUGUCAACUAUUCAUGCCAUUUUUAUAACAUCUAUGUCAUUGUACCUGGUGUUUUGCUCAACUCUAUAUUCUGACAAUUGGUCAUCUGAAAUUAUUACACAUAGAAGCUCACCAGUGUCUACAUUUGCUCUAGGGGUUUCUGUUGGUUACUUCAUCGCUGACCUUGCGAUGAUAUUUUGGUAUUUUCCUUCUCUUGGUGGAUACGAGUAUGUGAUUCAUCAUCUGUUAUCUUUAGUAGCAGUCGCCUAUUCAAUGUUGAGUGGAGAGGGGCAGCUUUACACAUACAUGGUCCUGAUCUCCGAGACAACAACUCCAGGGAUAAAUUUGAGAUGGUAUCUAGAUGUAGCUGGAAUGAAAAAGUCAAAGGCUUAUCUUGUCAACGGGGUUGUAAUAUUCGUUGCAUGGCUGGUUGCCAGAAUAAUUUUGUUUGUGUACAUGUUUUACCACGUCUACCUGCACUAUGAUCAGGUAGAGCAUAUGAGCACCUUUGGGGAAAUGCUAGUUAUUGUAGUGCCAUUGGUACUAUCAGCAAUGAACUUGAUUUGGUUCUCAAAGAUUAUCAAAGGCCUAAGGAAGACCUUGGCCAAGAGGCAGUAACAUAAUAUAUUUUGAUGGAUCUGCAUAGUUCAAAAAUUUUGAGGAAAAUGAAUUAUAGGUUACACUGUUAAUAUCCCUGCCAACCAUCCAUUCAUCUCUCUCUUCUGAGGUAAACUUAAAAUGUCAUGCUGUUCACUGUAAGAUGUAACAGAGCAGAAAGGAUUCAUUUAACUUCUGUGGUUCCCAUGUGAAUCUGAACUCAUACAUUUGUCUUUGUAUAAA
Molecule: messenger RNA, 1383 nt
Organism: Arachis stenosperma
Lineage: Eukaryota; Viridiplantae; Streptophyta; Magnoliopsida; Fabales; Fabaceae
Exons: 9
Coding region: 337-1161 (274 amino acids)
Biological process (GO): lipid homeostasis
Cellular component (GO): membrane; endoplasmic reticulum
Source: RefSeq, a predicted model, not a curated record